AUGCACGGAGCCAAGGGCGGGCCAGCUAGAGGAACUCUGAUCUCUGGAGUCCCCCCGACCCAGAUUUUGGCCCCUCCUGGCCCCUCCUGGCCCCUCCUCCUGGCGGUCAGUUGCCCAAGAUCCUGGCCCCUGCCCCCCAAAAGGGCCGCUACAGGCCGCCCGACGAGCUGCAGGCUGCACUUCGUACAAACGGCUCGCUACUGCGCCCACGACAGCGAGCGCUGGGGCAGCACCAAGGUGGUUCUGAAUCCCGAGCGGUCGCAGCACGACGUCACCGGGAGCGGAAGUCCCGCCUACCCUGACGUCACGUCAGAGCGCCGCGCCGCGCCGCGUCGCGCCGCGGGGAGGCGGUCCCUUUCGACGCGCGACGUGCUCAGGGCUGGGAGCUCCCGGAGCCGGGCGUGUGGGCUGUGGUGGCCUGACAUCCUGACCUCUGGGCCCAGGAACACCUAUCUAGAUGUCCUCCUGAAGAUACCUGAACAGCUGGAAUCAAGACAAGAGCAAGUGACCAAGAGUAGAAGACUCAUCACCUUUUGUUACUUGAUUAACUUGGUACGAAAACUAGGGAACCUUUUGCAUGUCUCCAGGUGUCCAAGGCACUGCAUUGCUCCUUGUGGACUCCAGAAGGUGCAGCCCCGGAUGGCCCUGUGUGGUGUGUGGCACCCUCCUCCCCAAAGAGGCCUACAUCUUCCUGCAAUGUGGUUUGAGAAAGUGGUAUCUCAUUGCUGUUUUGAUUUGCAUUUCCUCGAUUACUGGCUUUCAUAUAACCUGCAAUGAGCAUGAAAUAGGCUGCUUGCUAGAGUGAACAGUACCACCCAGAAAUCUCCAUCCGCGUCUUCUCAUCUCAGCAAGAGAAUUUUUGCCUGGUGAUGGAUAAUUGAAAUGGAUCUGGUCAGCCAGAGCUCUAUACUGAUGAUGGUUUUAUGUUUGUUCAUCUGUCAGAAGAGUAAAAAGCAAAGCUGGCAUUUUUCCUCCUCCUGCUCAUCCAAGAAUGUUAUCCUUUGAGAUAACAGAUGAGUAAACUGAGAGCUGGAAUGUGAGAAGGGUGGCACCAUUGACAAAAGUGUGCACCAUUAUUAUGGCUGCUGCAGAUCACAGCUAUGAAUGGUGAGGCCCCGUCCACCCCACCAAUUUCUUGUGACUAAUCAGGAACAUCUUUUCUGUAUGGCCACAUCUCUCAGGCACUUGAAAUCAUGGACAAAGCUGAACGUGUGUCCCUUUGUUGGAUUCACAUUUUCUUUCUGAGGAGAUUAUACCUGAAGAGUUAAAGGCAAAUCUGACAAAAUAAACAGGGGUCAAAUGUUUGCCAGGGAGUCUUUAAAAAAAAAAAAAAAGAAUUGCUCUUUCUUUUGGAACCUUGGUUGACCUAUAUGUGUGAGGGGGUGGAAAUGUCCCCAGGACAACUCCAAAACCUCAGAGGAAGCUGCUGACAGGCUUCCAGUGAACUGGGUUUUUGCUUGUGCUCAGAGGGCAGAGAGUAACAGAUGGACUUUGACAAACUCGGACAGAUAAGUAUAAUCUUCAAAAGGUCGGUUUCUUACUUUUUUUUUUUUUUCACUGGCAGCAUUACAAGUUCACACUGCAGUAUUUCUGGGCACCACAGUGGGGUACUGGCCUAAUGGCAGUUUUUAAGAAAUUGUAAAGAGCACCUGACUAGAGUCAGGAACUCUGCAUGUCUAGACAAUUCACCUAACCUUUAGUCCAAGAAUUUCUCAUUUGUAAGGGGAGAUAACAAAAAAGCCCUAUCUACAUGUCCGAGCUGUUGUGAAAAUUACAUGGGGCCCUGGAGAUGUCAAACACUCUGUGAGCAGAUUGGAGGCUGUAAUAGCUCAGUGAUAGGAGCUCAGCUGGGCUAUUACAUAGAAGCACAGGUUGGAGAGGGCAGUAACAGAGCAGGGCUGCAUUUGAGGGAGCAAACGUGAGUGGAGGAGCAAUUGUGUUAUCUCCAGGGAGCAAAGACAUUUUCUGUCACCCUACAGACAUGUGCUGUCUUUACUUAGAGAUCCACUUCUUUCUAUUCCAGGUUUAGAGGCUUCUGGUCCAGUAGGGACAAAGAGCAGAGCAGGGACUGGCCCAGUGUAUGAAUCUCCUCAGACUUCCCUGAGCGUGUGAUCAGGGGCAACACUUCCUCUCCCACGUGGACACUGAGCCAGAGAUCAGGUGAAGCCUCCACAUCCCUGAUUUCCUUGCUGCCCUGUUCAUCCUAGGGUGCUGCAACUGAGAUGCUGGAAUGUCCAUGGUGAAAAUGGCAGGGGUAGGCUCUAUGAAGCACAAAUAGGAUUAGUCCAGAAAGAGGGGUGACUCGAAAGUGGCUUGUCUCUUCACUGGUAAUUAACCUGAAAUGAAAUCAUGACAGCUGAUGAAUCCUGUGCAGUCUGGGCACAGAAUCUUGUGGAGCACUAGUCUUCAGGGUAAAACUAGCUCCUCUGUGAUUCAGGAUCAUACCCACCAACCUCUUGUGGACCACCUGAGCAGCAGCUGUAGAACCCAUGAAACCCAACUCGGCUUACUUCCGGGCCAGUUGCAUUUUUGGGAUCCUUGAAGUUGCACAAGAUGGGCAUCUGGCUAAUGGAGGUGCUCAGCAUCAGCACUUUCCUCUUCCUGCCACCUCCCUCAGAAAAAUCCAGGACUCUGGUCCAGUUAGCUCCCCAACAGAGGUCAGAGCUGGAGCUCUCCAAGGUGCUGAUAGCUCAGGCCAACUCCCCCAGAGGACACAUUACACUGCAAACGUGCCUUGAAGCAGGUCGUCUGGAAUAUCUUUCUUUGCCUCUAUUCUUGUUGCUGAGGUGGAAUCCUGGUAGGUUUGAGGGAAAGAAGAUACUUCCUUGGCUCUCCAGACCAGUGUGGGAAGAUUGACCAAAGGAUCUGAGCAAACCUGAGAACAUAAAAAUGAUGCAUUCCUGAGAUGCCUGGAGAAGCGUGACUCAAAAUGCCUUACUACUUGGAAGUAGCCACCCUUGAGUCAGAUAUGUUCACCCCAGUAUAUACUCAUCACCUUUGAGAAGUAGGAGAAUGCUCCUUUUAGAAAGAGUCUAAACACAAGGGGAGCAACUUAGGGCAUCCUGUUGAUUGACUAUAGGUGGGACCAGUGAGUGAAACCAACUGGAGGCUAUUUGAUAGUUCAAGCCAGAGAUGAGUACUGAAUUAGGGCAGUGACUUUAUCACUGGAAGAAUCUUAAGAGGUAACUCCAGCAGGAUAUAGUGAGUAUAGGAUGUUAAAGCUGGGAUGGUUAGAGAUCAUCCUUGAUUCUCAAGGCAAUCUGGGAAACUGAGUUUCCAGAGUAUCCCAGUGAUAAUGCUACUCAGGAGGGGUAGCUGAGUUUUUGGGCAGGAAGGAUGAUGUAUAUCUUGGGUGGGAGGUUCCAGUGGUACUCCCAGAAGGGUUGUCCAGGAGCUUUUGGAUACAUGGUUCUGGAGCUCAACAGAGAUGUCAGGGCUGAUGAUAGAAGUUUCGGAAUUGUCCAUAAUGGGAAUGUGGCUGAAGAGAUGAAAUAAGAUUAGAUCAACCAGGCAAAAUGUGUCAAAUGAGAGGAGAGGGGAGCAGAGAACAGGUCUUGGUGAAAUGUGUACAUUUUCUGGGUAAUGCUGAGGCAUAGGUGCUGAUAAAUGAGUCUGUCAUGGGGCUCUCAUCAUCUUCUCACAGACCACUUCAUCACCCAACCUGAUGUCAUUCCAACCACUUCUUUUUUAUUCUCCUCUGACAUAUAUAUUCAUAUAUUGUAUAGAUACAGAUUUAGGUUUAGGUAUACAGAGAUAGAUUUAUUUUAAGGAAUUAGCUCAUGUGAUUAUUCGGGUUGGCAAGUCCAAAAUCCAGCCAACAGCCUGGAAACACAGAGAAGAGCUGAUGUUUCAGUCUUGAGUCCAAGGGCAGACUGAAAGCAGUUGGGCAUUAAAGAGGGCACAUGAUGUAAUGAACACUGGGUAUGAUAUGCAACUGAUGAAUUACCGAAAACUACAUCUGAAACGAAUGAUAUACUAUAU
Messenger RNA from Canis lupus familiaris (dog), 3981 nucleotides. RefSeq lists its product as uncharacterized. The coding region runs from base 1 to 777 and encodes 258 amino acids. The record is from RefSeq and is a predicted model, not a curated record. Lineage: Eukaryota; Metazoa; Chordata; Mammalia; Carnivora; Canidae. The transcript is spliced from 8 exons.